Canariomyces notabilis is the source of this 1357-nucleotide messenger RNA. RefSeq lists its product as uncharacterized. The coding region runs from base 213 to 968 and encodes 251 amino acids. NCBI's taxonomy places the organism in Eukaryota, Fungi, Ascomycota, Sordariomycetes, Sordariales, Chaetomiaceae. The transcript has a single exon. The record is from RefSeq and is a predicted model, not a curated record.
CACGUUUCAAUCAGACGGACCGCAGCGUUACCCGAGCCUCAACUGCAACCGCCUCAAUCUGCUUCCGAGUGCGUUAAUGCUUGCUGCUGUCACUGACACUGAAUUGCCAAGUGACACCAAGUGUAUCCGUAUCUGCUUGAUCAUGUCGAUGGAGGAUGCGGUCCUCGUCUGUUUCUUUGCAAGCCUAUUCAUCACUUCUUGGGCCGUACUGAAUGGCUGGAUUGCUCGAGCACGUGCUAGGCGAUUCGAGGAAUGGUCGGAGCAUUGGUCCAGCACGCUGGAUUGACCCCGUCGGCCUCGACCAAGCUAAUCUGACGGCUGCGAUGGUAUGUAUGGAACAGCAUAAAGUUCGUCAAGGGUUAAAAGUGAACUUCCUUAAUGGCAAGCUGAAAGCUGCCUUGGGUUCUUCGAAACAUUGGCUAGAUUGGCCAUCCGCAUGGACAACCGGGUUUCCUUGCGCAGGUGUCGCCUUCUCGAGUCAGGCAGCUCGGACCUUUUCCCCUCCCACGCAUUCUGUGACGUCGAGCAUCUGCCGGCUGAUGGCGACUUCUGUCUCUGGCUGGACAAUCAUGUCGCGGUUUCCUGCUGUAGUAAACGGCUCGACGGGAAGGACUCAUUGUACUAGGUUGGGGGCCUUUCCAAGGUUCCAGGCUCGAAACUUCGUUGUCCUACCUAUUGUAUGUACAUGUGUUUUGAGACCAGCCGAUUCUCUUCCCAGAGAUAGCCAAGCUCCAAACACUCCAAAACAUAGGGUGGAUAAAUCUUCUCUAGCUUCUCAAGAUUUAGGUGCACGCUCAAAACGUCCAAGAUCACUGUCACUUCAGCCUUAUCUGAAGUCGAGUCAUCCUAGAAAUGGUCCGCUUGCUGAUCCGCCCGUCAGGCAGGCCGGGCCAGGCACUGCGGCCCUGCGAGGUGGACAGAGCUUACCCCUGGAGGUUGGAGUCAUUGGUCAUUCAGUGGGGACGUAAAAAGAGACUGGUGUUUAUAAUAUUAAGUGCAUACUUCAUUCGUUGGCAUCUCCUGUGCCGACGGUUAUCGCCUGUCGACUCACCGGCCUCGAUGCCUAGUGAAUUCGAUGAGCAUUGGGCAAAGGUGUGCGGGUUUUUACCGUUUUGUCCUGGUAGGCAAAAUGCCCAACGCCGGAAGAGAUCUAGCCAAGCUUCAUCUCUUCUGUCUGCCCUGCAGAUCAGACAUCCUUCCGAGCUGCUUCGAUGGCGAUCUAUCCAAGUUCCGACCGCUGUAGAGUCAAGAUGUAGUCGGUACACCUCAUGCCGCCUCAUGGAGCGCAUUUGUCGCUCUUCAUGCCGUCCACUCAAUGAAACAGCUGCUGCACCAAUCAGACUCGAGCUGGGAAAUG